This is a messenger RNA of Diutina rugosa, 4161 nucleotides long. It is a transcript of the gene MMS22, whose product is annotated as Mms22p. Gene Ontology annotation, cellular component: nucleus. The record is from RefSeq and is a predicted model, not a curated record. The transcript has a single exon. Gene Ontology annotation, biological process: DNA repair; replication fork processing. Bases 1 to 4161 code for a protein of 1386 amino acids. Lineage: Eukaryota; Fungi; Ascomycota; Pichiomycetes; Serinales; Debaryomycetaceae.
AUGGAGGAUGACUACGUGUCCGACUCCCAGAGCGAGGCCGGGGUGGCUUUGGGGGUGGAGGCGGUGGAUCGACACCGACUAGAGCGUCUCAUCGAUGCCAUUGCCGACCCGGAAUUGCGUCACACCCAGCGCACUCGCUUUCGUCAGCUACUCCCCUCGCCACCACCUGACCCUCGUCCCGAACCGGACCAUCCUCUGCCAUCACCACUAUAUGAAGCUGUCCCCCGCCGGCGCCAGCUCCGUAAACGGGCGUUUACUGCGAUAUACCCCUAUAUUGCCGACCAAAUCAGGUACCUUCGGUUGGCCAACAUCAAUGACGUCAACGCCCUCUACCAGGAAACUCAGGAUUACCACGCCGUGUUGAGAACUUUAGAUGGCAUGUACCAACGUCACAAACGUCGUUUCCCUCACGACGACAAGUACAAGCCCGAGAGCUUCCAAAAAAUCGUCGGAGACUAUCGUCGCAAAGCGGCGACGGCGACGGCGACGGCUGCGCCUUCUCAGCAACCUGAACUGCAGUCACAAUCAAUACCUGAUCUGGUGGCCGACAAUGUAUUCGAUUUCGAGGCCAGCGAGGCUAGUCAAGACAGCGACGUUCCUGAUGAUGUCGCCAGUGAUGAGAGCGAUACUCUUGCUGAAACCAUUAGAGUUGGAGGCCGGGUGUUGUCUCACCGCCUGGCUCUUCGAGGAGUGUUACCAGAGCUGGCCAAGCGACAAGCGAUCUGGAAGCCGCGGGCCCCGGCGAAACGACCACGCAUCGUCACUCCCAACCGCAAGGGCGUGGCACGCAUCAAACCGCUGCACCGUCGUCAUCAGUCCGACCGUGAUCAACUCCGUAAUGAGCUCAUCAACGAUGCCGAUGACGAGGAAGACGAGGGUGAUGCAUUGGUGCUGAUCACCCCAAGAGCGGAGUCUGAAGCUGACAUUCUUGCUCGUGAGGCUCAAAGAUUCGAACAAUAUGCGUAUGUCUUUGAUGAUGUUGAUCCUAAUGAACCUGAACCUGCGUAUAAUCAGAUGGACCUCGUUGAUGUUGGGAGGGCUACCCUCACUCCUCCAUCACCACCUUCCGACGAGACCCCGCCGUCUCCAAUCAGCGUCUAUUCAGAUGAUAGCGACAUCCUCGAGUAUGAUCGAGUAGUUUUGGAUGUGCCAUCACGACCAAGUCCACUUCCAAAACUGCCAGCAGCUGCAGCGACAGUCAAACGCAAACCACAAGCUCCGCGUAGGCCUCAGCACCCAAAGCAGCCUCGAAUCAAACCUCGUCCGCGGGCCCCGGCACGAGUACAAGCGCGACUUGUGCUUGAAAGAAAUGGUCAUGGUUUGUUGUAUCAUCAAAAACCUCGCGGAUUUGGUGGUCCACAAUCAAUCGAGCCACUGAAUACGACAAGACCCCUAAAAGUGGCCAAAGCAUCGACACGUUCAGCCAAGUCUUUGCCAGGUACAGCCAGAUCAUUGACCGCCACAACUAAACCCUCGACAGCAGCGAGAGUUAAGUCAAAAGCACAGCAUCAAUCGCGGUUACCAUCUCCAUAUGUUGCUCCUCAAUUCACAUUACAAAUUGAGGCCGAAGCACCGAAUGAAUAUAUCCAACGCCAUCGCUUUCGCUCAAUUAUCCCGAUACCUUAUGACACCACGCCGUCAACGUCUGAAUUUGACGUUGAGAAGAUGGCCAAAGGAACUUUCUUCAUGGAUAUCAAUCAAUCCCUCUCACUCCAGAUUGGUUCGAAACAGUUUACGCUUUCUCCAAUACAACCCCAAUCGAACAAAGUGUAUCACCAGGCAUUAAACACUUUGGCCGAUCAACUUAAUUCCAGUCUCGAUCUUACCGGCGUGUUCGUCAACCUAACGAAAUGGCAGGUGUUUCUGCGACCCCAAAUUGGCGGUGAAAUGCUUCAGCAACUUGUGGCUCGUUGCCAAGCGUCACAAUGGUUACCGUACAUUAUGCUUUUAGCGUUGGCUGCUGAGCAAAUCCCAAUCCUUGAACAGGCGGCUCUGCAGUAUUGGCAAGCAUUGUGGCAUGAGGAAAGUGUCCCCACCACUUUGGCCAGUGAGAUUUUGAAGGCUACGAGAUUGUGGUCAUCGCUGUUGACACUGGCAUUGACAUCUGCGCCUUCGGAGUUGCUUGAGUACGCCGUUAGUAUGGUCGCACAUGCCAUAGAUGUUAGCCCCAUCCCUAGUGAUUGGUCAGUGAUUUACGUUCUCAUUCGUCGUCUUAAUGACUGUGAAGAAUCGAGUCUCCCCAAUCGUGCACUUGAUCUUAUACUUCAUGUAUAUCAUAGUCACCAGUGGGUCUUAGAGGAAAGGAUCGUAAUCGAGUUGUAUGGUGUUGUCAGUCGGCGAAAGUUCGCCAACUACCCAGAUGAAUGUCACGACCCCGAAAUAAUGUCCGUGAUCAAACUGAGAGAAGAUUUCGGCUCUUCCUUCUUCGAACGCUUUUUGAUGAUAUUGUAUAUCUAUGUUGGAGAUCUCCCAGUUGAAGAUCAUCAGACUUACAAAAAUCGUCUCAACGCCAAGUUGUAUAUUCUGCUGCUGCUUCAAUACCAUGAGCUGCGUGACCAAUUCAUCAUUUACGUUAAUCGACUCAACUUCACGUUGUUACUCCAUCAAGUUCUUGGGCUGCUGCUCCGUACUCAAUUUGACCAACUAGUGAAAGGUGUUGUGUUACACGCGCUGUCUGUGGAGUAUACCACCCUUCAAACAUCAGUGCAGGCGGUUCAGAUUUAUUGUGAAACCACUCAGAGCACCGAGCAAAUACCAAUGGGAGCAAUUGCUGCAUUACUUGCCAGGUUUGCACUGGAGUUUUUGCGGAUUCCGCAUAUCAUGCGCAUAUGGCGUUUAUUUUUGAAAAUUUUACUUUCACUUCGAAGUCAUUCACAGUUCCCAGAGGUUCUUUCAAAUGCGUUACUGUCGUCAUUGCCAUUAGCAUUGAUCAAAGAUAUUCUUCCAUUAUCGCGUAACAUACCUCCGAACCAAGAGCUUUGUGAAAAGAUUGAGUUAGUGUUGAAUCGAGCCAUGAAUGACAAUGAAAGGCCCGAAUUUAUUCUGCUUUUGGUUGAGCUUUGGGUUCGCUCUGGUCGCGAUAACCUCACCCGAAUUGUGUUUGGCCAAUUGCCUUAUCUUGGUGAUAAACGGCUGCAACAAUUUUACUCACCGUUAAUCCUAGCUUGGGUAUUACGAUUCGCGCAACCAAAUAUCAAAUCUACAUUUGAGGAUGCCUGCUAUGAUCGAAUAUGGCAGCUGGUUAUUCUGUCGCUGGCGCCAUCGCCAUAUUUGGGCCAAUUAUUGAGUGGUCUUUCCCUUCCAACGACGUUAGGGUCGAACACUGAUAUGAUAGUGCGACUUCUAGACUACUUCCGCAAACGAAAUAACACGAGCUUCAUCAGAGGAUACUUGGACCAGGUGAAGGCUUUAUGGAAUGCUCAAGGCCGGGAACCCAAUGUUAAAAAGUUAUACCAAUUCUGUGUGGUCGAACUCAAGCGCCGCUUUGCCCAGGAGGUAAAGGAGAACCGACAAUUUGCCAGUAUCGUUACCGAAACACAGAUUGAUCGAACCGAGCUUGACGUUAUUGACUGGCUUCGGCAGCCGUUACAUCAAAAGCUUCAGCAAUUUUAUCACAGUGUUGCCACUGUAGUUGAGCUGAAGAAAAAUGUGGAAAUGGAGAUACGCAAGUACUUACGCCUUGAUGCCGAAGUUAUCAUGUAUGCGAUGGUCAAUUACUUCAAGUCUUGGAAUCAAGCGGUACCCUGGCUUCUUCAAGUGAUCCUUCGCGAAUGGCUCAAGUUCCUUCCUGAUGUUCGGUUAACAUCAAAACUACUCGCCUUUUACCGAGAAAUGCUUCAAUGGAUCAUCCGAUAUCCUCAAUUGGAGAAUGAUGUGGUUAACGCCCUCCAUCAACUCUUAAUCAAGGUCAGUGGGUACGUCGACGUUGGGCCUCGCGACGUGGCAUGGGAAUACAUUAAGGGCAAACAAGUUGACUCACAAGAAUGCUUGAUGGUGUCAGCGUUACAGCCCCAAAUACCGAAUACUGAUGUUACCAGUGAGCCCUUACUCCUGCCUUCAUUGGUUUUGAACAGGCACCGAUUGCUUAAUCGAUUAGAGGAAAUUGAGAAUCGAGAGGCGAAGCCUGAUGUCGGAUUACUCGAGUAUGAGUUUGUAUUUUAA